GUGAAAAUGAUUUGGCCCAAGGUGGAUGCUUCGUUUAAGCGUAAUUGCCACAGAACCCUCGAGUCCGAGAGUUGGAGGGAGCAGAAUAGGGGUGAGACAAAGACGGAAGAAGACGGAUGGUGGUGAAGGCCGUGCUGUUCGAUUUGGACGACACCCUCGUGUCCACCGAUGCCACCAAUCAAGCUGCUUGCUCAAGGGCGGUGGAGCUCCUCCAUUCCCGCUACGCAGCUGUCCGUGGUCAAGACGUCGCAGACAGCUUUUGGAAGGCCUUCAUCCCGCAGCCCUGGGAUCCCCACAAUCAGAUUGAUGUCACAGAGUGGCGUGCACAGUUAUGGCACAAAGCUCUACAGGAGCAAGGCAUUGAUGACAUUGCACUUGCUAGAGAAGUACAAAACUGUUUUGACAUGACAAGAAUGGCUUCUUUCAAAUGGUUGCCAGGUGUUGAGCAGAUGGUCAGGGAAUUACAAGACCAAGGAAUUAAAACAUGCAUCAUUACAAAUGGCCACCCAAAGGUUCAACGGGAUAAGCUGGGAGCAGCUGAAGCCUCAAAACUAUUUGAUGUUAUUCUUGUUGGUGGAGAGGAAGCAAAUGAGAAGCCGCAUCCGAGCAUUUUCAUAAAAGCAUGUGAACUUGUUGGUAGCAGACCAGAGGAGUCUGUCAUGGUGGGGGAUAACCUGAAGACUGAUGUUCAGGGAGCAAGGAAUGCUAAUCUCUUGGCUGCUGUAUGGGUCAACGUUCAUGGGAUUGUUGAUAUACCGGAGGAUGUUACUGCAAGGCCUAGUUAUACCAUUAGUAAUGUCAUAGAGCUUCCACAAGUUCUUUCCUUGAUCCAGUGAUUGCUGUGUAACACAAUGUCUAUGUAGCGACAAGCAUUGCUCGCUGAUACUGUUCUUUACAAAUGCAUGAACUUAUGCAUUUGUUUUGUUUCAUUUUUUGUUGUUUUCUUUGUUUCACCUUUCGAAAUUCAAUGACACUGUUAUUUAUAGAUUGGAAUUGGACAUUGGUCACAUUUAACCUAAUUGCUUUCAUUUUUUGUGUAAUUCAAUUCCAGUCUUAUUUAAA
Messenger RNA from Nymphaea colorata (pocket water lily), 1062 nucleotides. RefSeq lists its product as uncharacterized. The transcript has 7 exons. The record is from RefSeq and is a predicted model, not a curated record. The coding region runs from base 117 to 836 and encodes 239 amino acids. Lineage: Eukaryota; Viridiplantae; Streptophyta; Magnoliopsida; Nymphaeales; Nymphaeaceae.